Messenger RNA from Gorilla gorilla gorilla (western lowland gorilla), 3206 nucleotides. RefSeq names its product zinc finger protein 726. The record is from RefSeq and is a predicted model, not a curated record. Gene Ontology annotation, biological process: regulation of DNA-templated transcription. Gene Ontology annotation, cellular component: nucleus. Lineage: Eukaryota; Metazoa; Chordata; Mammalia; Primates; Hominidae.
CGGGAUGUGGCGGGGCCUUUGUCUCUAUCUGCUGCCGGAGCUCCAGGUCUCGUCCUCACUACUCUGUGUCUUCUGCUUUUAGGGGCGCAGCCUCUGUGGCCCUGUGACCUGCCCCCUGGAAGCCUAGAAAUGGGACUGUUGACAUUUAGGGAUGUGGCCAUAGAAUUCUCUCUGGAGGAGUGGCAGUGCCUGGACACUGCACAGAAGAAUUUAUAUAGGAAUGUGAUGUUAGAGAACUACAGAAACCUGGCCUUCCUGGGUAUUGCUGUCUCUAAGCCAGACCUCAUCAUCUGUCUGGAGAAAGAAAAAGAGCCCUGGAAUAUGAAGCGAGAUGAGAUGGUGGAUGAACCCCCAGGUAUAUGUCCUCAUUUUGCUCAAGACAUUUGGCCAGAGCAGGGCGUGGAAGAUUCUUUUCAAAAAGUAAUACUAAGAAGAUUUGAAAAAUGUGGACAUGAGAAUUUACAGUUAAGAAAAGGUUGUAAAAGUGUGGAUGAGUGUAAGGUACACAAAGAAGGUUAUAAUGGACUUAACCAGUGUUUCACAACUACCCAGGGCAAAGCAUCUCAAUGUGGUAAAUAUUUGAAAGUCUUUUAUAAAUUUAUAAAUUUAAACAGAUAUAAGAUAAGACAUACUAGAAAGAAACCUUUCAAAUGUAAAAAUUUUGUCAAAUCAUUUUGCAUGUUUUCACACAAAACCCAGCAUAAAAGCAUAUAUACUACAGAGAAGUCCUACAAAUGUAAAGAAUGUGGAAAAACCUUUAAUUGGUCCUCAACCCUUACUAAUCAUAGGAAAACUCGUGCUGAAGAAAAGCCCUACAAAUGUGAAGAAUAUGGCAAAGCUUUUAAUCAAUCCUCAAAUUAUACUACACAUAAGGUAACUCAUACUGGAGAGAAGCCUUACAAGUGUGAAGAAUGUGGCAAAGCAUUUAGCCAAUCCUCAACACUAACCAUACAUAAGAGGAUACACACUGGAGAGAAACCCUGCAAAUGUGAAGAAUGUGGCAAAGCAUUUAGCCAACCCUCAGCACUAACCAUACAUAAGAGGAUGCACAUUGGAGAGAAACCCUACAAAUGUGAAGAAUGUGGCAAAGCAUUUGUAUGGUCCUCAACCCUAACUAGACAUAAGAGGCUGCACACUGGAGAGAAACCCUACAAAUGUGAAGAAUGUGCCAAAGCUUUUAGCCAAUUCGGACACCUUACUACACAUAGGAUAAUUCAUACUGGAGAGAAACCCUACAAAUGUGAAGAAUGUGGCAAAGCAUUUAUAUGGCCCUCAACCCUAACUAAACAUAAGAGGAUUCACACUGGAGAGAAACCCUACAAAUGUGAAGAAUGUGGCAAAGCUUUUCAUCGAUCCUCAAAUCUUACUAAACAUAAGAUAAUUCAUACUGGAGAGAAACCUUACAAGUGUGAAGAAUGCGGCAAAGCGUUUAUAUGGUCCUCAAACCUUACUGAACAUAAGAAAAUUCAUACUAGAGAGAAACCCUACAAAUGUGAAGAAUGUGGUAAAGCAUUUAGCCGAUCCUCAGCCCUAACUACACAUAAGAGGAUGCACACUGGAGAGAAACCCUACAAAUGUGAAGAAUGUGGCAAAGCUUUUAGCCAGUCCUCAACCCUUACUGCACAUAAGAUAAUUCAUACUGGAGAGAAACCCUACAAAUGUGAAGAAUGUGGCAAAGCAUUUAUAUUGUCCUCGACCCUAUCUAAACAUAAGAGGAUUCACACUGGAGAGAAACCCUACAAAUGUGAAGAAUGUGGCAAAGCUUUUAAUCAAUCCUCAAAUCUUAGUACACAUAAGAUAAUUCAUACUGGAGAGAAACCUUACAAGUGUGAAGAAUGUGGAAAAGCAUUUAAUCGAUCCUCAAAUCUUAGUACGCAUAAGAUAAUUCAUACUGGAGAGAAACCUUACAAGUGUGACGAAUGUGGCAAAUCAUUUAUCUGGUCCUCAACCCUUUUUAAGCAUAAGAGGAUUCAUACUUGAGAGAAACCUAAAAAGGGUAAAGAAUGUGGCAAAGCAUUUAUAUGGUCCUCAACUAAACGUAAGAGGAUGCAAACUGGAGAGAAACCCUACAAAUGUGAAGAAUGUGAAAAAGCUUAAUCCUCAAAUCUUACUAAACAUUAGAUAAUUCACACUGGAGAGAAACCUUACAAGUAUGAAGAAUGUGGGAAAGCUUUUAAUCUCUCAAAUCUUACUACACAUAAGAUAAUUCAUACUGGAAAUAAACCCUACAAAUGUGAAAAAUGUGGCAAAGCAUGGUCCACACCCCUAAGCAGACAUAAGAGGAUGCACACUGGAGAGAAACCUUACAAAUGUGAGGAAUGUGGCAAAGCCUUUAAAUGUUCCUCAACUGUUACUAAACAUAAAGUAAUUCAUACUGAAGAGAAACCCUACAAAUGUGAAAAAUGUGGCAAAGCCUUUAAGCAAUCUUCAAUCCUGAGUAACCAUAAGAGAAUUCAAACUGGAAAGAAACCCUGCAAGUCUGAAGAAUGUGGGAAAUCUUUUUUUUUUUUCCAUUGCACCUUUAUUGUUUAUUCUGUUCACUGUUCAGAAUUUUCAUACAGUCUUUCUAGAAUCAAGAAGGGUGUACAGUGGUAUUCCUGCGGCUUUCUCUCCUCUCUACCUCCUCUCUUGUUCAGCAGCCUCCGGACCCCCAAGGGCUAAGGAAUCAGACACACCGGGUUUGGAUCCUGACUCCACUAGGAGCCAUGUGAUCUCAGGGAUAUUUCUUGAUCUCUCUCAGCUCUUCUUCCUUCUUCUGCAAUGUGGGGAAAAGACUCCCUCUCUCACAGAGUUGCUACCAGAAUUCAAUGACUCCAAGUAUCCAAAGCAUCUGGCACAGUGCCUGGGCACACAGUACGCCCAGAUGCACCUUAGCUUCCUUCCUUCUGGCAGGGAAAAGAUACCUGAUAAACAAAGCCAGAGCCAGCUGCUUAGGGGCAUUUGCUUUAUAAAGAGCCUGGUCUCUUUAACAGAGCCCAAGAAAUGACUCUCUAAUGGUGGAAUUUCAGACACCAUAGCAUGGGUGAGGGAGAGAUCUGGAGGCAUAGACUAUAGAAGUCUCAGAAUCAUUUGAAUCCAGCCAGGCAGACUGCUGCUGCUUCUGCCCAGGGGCAAGGCUGGUGAUACAGUUUGGCUGUAACCCCACCCAAAUCUCAUCUUGAAUCCCCACAUGUUGUGGGGAGAGACCCAGUGGGAGGUAACUGAAU